CGGAGCUCGCUAUCGCCAGCCAGUAGUUCGCCUUGGGCUGCACAGCGCUUAAAUGUUUACCGCCAGGCAGUGAGGUGAGCUGUAGGCUUGUAGCGCUGUAGAGGCGUGGAAAUAGCUAGCUCUGGCCGGCAAUGUCGGCUCUUAUCCCCCCGCCGCCGGCAUUCCCGCCGCCGCAGAUAAUGGUGCCGGCGGCGUACGGCGGGGCCGAUGGAACGACGGCGGCGAAGGGAUCGUACGGCCCGGUGAUCGCAAUGCUAGCCGUCCUCGCCGUGCUGGCGGCGGCGGCCGUGGCCGUGGGGCGGCUCUGCUUCGGGCGCCGCGGGCUUGGCCAGGCAGGCGGCGGCGGCGGACACGACUUGGAGGCCUGGGUGGAGCGCAAGUGCGGGACGUGCGUCGGCGCCGGCAUGUUCUCCUCCACCGGGCCUGCCGCGGCCGCCGGCGUGGAAGAAGGUGACGCCGCGGCAGCAGUGCAGCCGCCUGAAGGUGAAGAAGGAACGGAGCGAGGGGAGGGCAGUGGCAGUGGCGGUGCGUCGUGACUCCUGAGAGAUGGGCCGACUUUGCACUCUUGCUGCACGCUGUAAAUUUUCUUUCCUCGUUAGUUCUUCCCUAGGAAUUUUCGUGUGUUGGAAUUUUUGAAUGGUAGUAGCACUCAACUAGUGAUCUCUUUUAGGUCCCUGCUGCCCGUUUUUAGUUCGAUCUGUGGGACUUGCGGGCGAUGUGACGAUACAAAAUGGCAUGCAAAGCAGAAUGGGUUUUCUGGUUGAUCGACACCAA
Molecule: messenger RNA, 774 nt
Organism: Brachypodium distachyon (stiff brome)
Lineage: Eukaryota; Viridiplantae; Streptophyta; Magnoliopsida; Poales; Poaceae
Exons: 2
Coding region: 132-536 (134 amino acids)
Source: RefSeq, a predicted model, not a curated record